GUCUGCAAAUGUAAACUGUUCGUUUCUAUGGCGCCCUAGAUUUAGAAAUCUCAACUCUUUUCUGAAAAUUUGGCAUUAAAUGACUGCAAAUGACUAUGAGUGCGAAUGUGUUGAUCUUUGCUGCUUUGAUGCACCAACGUUGGUUGUUCUUCUCUUGCGGAGGAGACAUAGGCCAUGAAUGAAACGGAGAGGAACCAAAAAAGCCAGGGGAUAAUGUUUGCAAUAAUAAACCUGGAGGCCUGGCUGGCUGAAGAGGCUGCAAUUGUUCAAAAAUCAUCUAGUGAUCAGGAAAUCUAUUUACACGAAUGGUUGCAGAAGCUUGACGAGUAUCUCAACAGUUCACAAGUUACGAGAGGAGAACUUAAAAAGUGCCAUAAAAAGGUGUCAGACAUUCUUUUAAAGCAAAUAAGAUGCAGCUGCACCCCAGCAACAAGACAACAGUUGUCAAAAUGUAUGGCAUCAUUUUUCAACAAAGACACAUCAGAUUUAUUCAGUGCAGUUGAAAAAUGCAUUGAGAUCAUAAAGAGCAAAGAUGAUUCUCAACAGUACCUUCCAGUUAAACUAGCUGCUAUUUCCUGCUUAGGUGCCAUCUUUGAAAAGGCUGGUCGAAUGAUUGGGACAUUUUUUCCUGAUUCUCAACAAGCUUUAACAAGAUUCCUCAAGAUAGCUGAGUCUGAGGCUAAAUGUGAAAUUCUCAUGUGCUUUGAACGAAUGUUGAUUGGAUUGAUAAAUGCAGCAUCUUCAGGAUUUAAAGAUAUGCUCAAGGCUUGUAAAGUGUGCCUCACUGGCAAAUCAUGUGCUGUUAGAUGUGCCGCUGCCAAGUGUGCCUUGGAGCUUUCAAAGCAUGCGUCCAUUAUGUAUACGACAGAGCUUGACAACAUGGCAUCAUGUUGCAUCAAAGCGUUAGAAGGCUCUAAUUAUGACGUGCGGGUAUGUGUUGCAGAGCUUCUUGGGUCUUUGCUGGCUGCAUCGCAAAAGCCUGUAGCAGGGAAGGCCAAAAAAGACAGCUUGGAAGAGGUUUUCAGUAUAAUGAGUGCUGCGUUUCUUCGGGGUGGUGUGGGGUUUUUGAAAGGCGGCGGAGGAGAGUUGUUGAAAAGUGGAAUAUCUCAGGAUGUUAGAGUUGGAGUCACUCAGGCCUAUGUGGUGCUGUUUCGGGAACUGGGCACAGCUUGGCUUCAGAAGUACCUGCCUGCUGUUAUCAUCCAUGUACUGGAGCUUGUUGCCAGCCCGAAAGCAAUAGCCUCUCACAUUGAAGCGGUAUACUCUAGAAAAUGCACGUUUAUUUUGCACUCUGUUCUAUUUGGUAUGCUGCCCGAAGCUGGUCAAAUCCAUGCAUUGAAGGAGCUAUGCAAAAUAAUUUCCAAGCAGAUGAACCUAGUGCACCACAUAGUAACAAAUGAGCCUACAGCGGAUAGCACAAGCAAUGCUGACGUGAUCAACACUCAGCAUGUUUUAGUUUGUGCUCUCAACGAAGUUGCUAAUCUUGCACUUAGCCUUUCUUCGUCAGUUGAGGAGCUUUUAUCCGAAAAAGUGACAAACACUGUCCUGUCUGUGCUCAUCCAUCCAGCUCCUGCCGCCUGGCUGUCUGCUGCUUGGUGCAUGCGCUGCUGUGCCCUUGCAAUACCACGUAUGAUGACCAAGUUCAUAGACAUUUGUAUGAAGAAGAUGAGCUCCUUAAAGGCCUCAUCGGAUGCGUUAACCGGUUUUGGGCACACGCUAGCAGCGAUGAUUGGAGGACUGCAUCAAUGUCCGCUUGGGAUCCCGUACAAAAAGGCCAAGGCUCUGCUAAACCUUGCUGACGACAUGCUUCAAACUUCCACGCAAUCUGGUAAACUGGUGCAGAGCAGAGUUCAAACGGGAUGGGCAUUAAUCGGGUCUCUAAUGACGUUAGGCUCGUCGUUUACAAGGGGUAGCUUGUCAAGAUUAUUUCAACUGUGGAUUGGGUCAUUUCCUCAGUCCUCAAAAGAUAUAGAAACCGAAAAAAGUAAAGGAAAUGUUGCGACGUGGCAACUUACUCUAGAGAACAGGGCAGGAGCUCUAUCAGCAAUGGGUUCGUUUGUCAAGCACUGCGAAGCCCUUCUAACAACUGAAGUACUGAAAAAAAUCAUGUUUUGUGUUGAUAUGGCUAUUUCCAUGAUUCAAUCGUUGCCAGCAAUCUUAAAGAUCCACGGCACCCAGCUCAAACCAAUCAUAGCCAUGUUUAAAUUGAGGCUGUAUCGAACAAUGCUUCUCUUACCACCCAAGGCAUUCGAAGGAUCCUUUAGUGCUAUAUUGAGAGAAAUCGUUGCGGAGUUCACGUUGGCUGACCACAAAGGAGCCACUACAACAUCAAUGCUGCAAUCAAUGUGUCACAAAGAUGACAGCAUUCUUCUGGGAACUUGGCUGCAGGACACUGACCAUAGAAAAGUAGAGGAACAGCUGCAGUCAAACAGUGCAUCUGGAUCAGGAGCCUUGGAACAUGAUCAGCUUUGCAUCUACGAAAAAGUCGGAAAUGACGAGGAUGUUCCAGGACCUUUGCCUCUUGGUGUUGCAGUUAUCGAUGCUUCAAUUCGGCUAUUUGGCCAGAUGUUUCCGCAUAUUUCAAACAAGCAUCGCGGCCAGUUGAUGGAUCACUUCAACGAAUGCAUCAGCAAAAAUAAAGGACCUCGACAACAGGCGAUACAAGUUAACAUAUUUACGGCAUUUCUCGCGGCUUUGAAGAAUAUAGCGGAAGUGAAAGCAACAUUUGGAGAUGAAAGUCUACGAAAUUCAGCCAAUUCAUUAGUGCAAGAAGCCCUCAUGAAUGCGGAGCCCACGCUACGCUGCGCAGGAGGGGAGGCAUUGGGACGGAUGGCACAGGUCGUCAAUGACUCAAGUUUCGUUGCCCAGAUGGCCUUGCUCAGUUUUGAGAAGGCAAAAGCGGCACGUGACGGUGUGCCUCGAUCCGGGCAUUCCUUGGCGUUAGGAUGCCUACACCGUUAUGUUGGUGGUAUGGGAUCUGGACACCAUUUGAAUAAAAGCGUCGCAAUUCUGCUAGCUCUUGCGAAGGAUGAAAGCUCAUUCUUGGUUCAAGUAUGGGCUUUGCACGCUCUGACAUUGAUCGCCGAUUCCGGUGGCCCAAUGUUUCGCCAGUGUUUGGAGCCAACGAUGUCUGGUGUCCUGGAACUGAUUUUGAAAAACCCAUCCUCGUCAACUGAAAUUCACCAAUGUUUAGGGAAAUGCAUUGGGGCUCUUAUUACUUCCAUCGGUCCAGAGUUACAAGAUACAUCAAAGAGCAUUCAGAGACUCCGUAUGUUUUGCAUGACUGCUUGUUCUGUAAUGCAAAAUAACCCAGACGCUCUGGUACAGGCAGAGGCAAUAUACUGCCUACAACAACUGCAUAUUUUCGCUCCGGACUUUCUCAAUCUGAGUAUAUUUAUUCCGCAACUUUGUAAAACACUGUUUAGUAAGCAUUUGUUGCUUCGCCGUGCCAGUGUAGCCUGCUUACGUCAGCUUGCUCAAAGAGAGGCCAAAGAGGUUUGUGAACAUGGUUUACUCGAAGUUAAACGUUGGACAAAUAUUAAGAAGAAGAUGUUUAUGGGAGAGGAAAGUCUAGAGGGUUUGCUGUUUACUUUGUUCGACUCUGAAGUGGACCCAAGACUGAGAGCGGAUAUUAAAGAGAGCAUUGUCAGCUUACUGCAGCUCCUAUCCUCUGAUAAUCUACAACAUUGGCUAAGCAUGUGUAAGCAGGUUUUGCUUGCAUCAAAGGCAGAAGCAGACAAGCCACUUGCAAAGAGAGAAGCAAAAGGACGAAACGAAGAACAGGAAGACGAAGAUGAGGCGGGUGGCCUAAACCUCAAUGCUAGUAGCCAAGACAAGCAAACUGUGACACCAAAAUGGCCUACAAGGGUAUUCGCUAUGGAAUGUAUUCGAAUGAUCAUUGAAACGUGCAAGCAAAUCCCGGCACAUCUGGAUCUUUCACUUGCCAGGCAAAAAGAACAAAUUUCAAAUCAGCAGGGUGAAUUCUUGGUCAUGCAUUUGUCUGAGCUGGUGAGGAUGGCAUUUAUUGCUGGCACUUCAAACAACGACCAGCUGAAGCUCGAAGGCAUCAAGGCAUUAUUGGAUGUUGUUCAGCUUUUUGCAAAGUCCGAAGAUCCUGACAUUCCAGGCCACGUGAUCCUAGAACAAUUUCAGGCUCAGGUCGGUACUGCUUUAAAGCCAGCAUUCACUCCAUCAACACCACCGAACAUUAUUGCAAUGGCAUGCGAAGUUUGCAGUGAGUGGAUUGGAAGUGGAAUAUCUCGUGACAUCAACGACGUCAGACGCAUUCAACAGAUGCUUACGUCAUCUUUGGCAAAAAUCAGCUCACAAGAAACGAGAACGGACCAAAUUUACAGCGAGAGCUCUUACACUUUAGAAAGUCUUGCAGUCUUGAAAGCAUGGGCAAAAAUUUACAUCAUGGCAAAGCAACACGAAGAGGCACCGCCAAAGGCAGAAGAUGAGCUAGAUGGCCCAUCAUCUGGAGGACAAUUGCUUGAACUGGUGGAGAAGGACCUCCGGCUACUUGCCAAGCACUGGAUAGAGGUUUUAAGAGAUUAUGCAUACCUUAUGUUGCCAAAGCAAUACCAUUCACAGCUGCCAAGUGACGGAGGAACUUUUUACAGACAAGAAACGAUCGAAGAAGUUCGACCUCAUUACCGCAAUGCUUGGCCCUCUAUAGCGCAUGCCUUUACUCUAUGGUUGACAAGUCACGGUUUUCCGAAUCCAGAAGAAACUGUCCUUGGGGCUGCUGAUGAGGUGCCACCUCCUUCAAAUUCCGACCCAUCGACCAUGUUUGACUCUCCAAAAUGUCCUGAAGACAUCAACAAAGACAGAUAUAAUCUGAUAUCUGGAGUUUGCCUUGAAGCCCUGUGCUCUCAAUUUGUGAUGUAUUCAGAUGAAGACUUUCGUUACUGUUUGUGCACAGUGCAGUCGCUACUCGAAACGGCCUUUGGCAGACAACGUUUGACCCAGCAAAAGGCUUUAUCAACGGAGCUUCUGGUCAUAAUUUAUCGAAUUCUGUUAAGUAAAGAUGACCCAGAAACCGAACAGCGUGUACUUAACAUAACGAAGCAGGUAUCAAAAGCCGCGUUGGAAUUGAUUGAGAAAACACGGAAAGAUGAUAAUGACACUGCUGAAAAUGAGAUCGUGCAAGGUGCCAGCGUUGUGUUUUCAUUUUUGGAAGUUUCGCUGCUUGUUGUAUCAAAAUAUGCACCAGAUAUGAUUCCUGCUGCUACCAAGAAGCCAAAAAUGCAUUCCUCAAGAAAAACCAGUUUCCCUUCUUGUGGGCCAGCAGAACUGCUUUCUCAAGUGUCCGUUCUUCUGGCUGAUAUUCCAAACAUCUGCACUCCAACUGCAAGCAUUGAAUGUCUACCAAGUGUGUUGUAUUUACUUAACGGAAUUAUCAAGUACCAUUGCAAGAGUGUAAAGUCUCAAGAAAUGGGAGAAAGAGAGUCGUUUCAAAGGGUCAUCCAGAGUGUUAGGAGCGUUCUGACUUCACCCUUCUUAAGCAAUGAUGACGUCAAAGCUGACUGGGUCAAACUUUUACGAAGUUUUCUGGUUUCUUUACUCGAUGCUGCAGAGCAACCUCUGGAAUUUGAUCGAGAGAAAAUGCUUGUUGUUUUAUCAAUUUUCCUGUUAACUGGCAGAAAGGAUGUCGUGGAGCCCCUCGAAAUAUUAAACAGAAUAAUUCAACUUUUCGUUCAAUUUAUCCAAGACAAAGAUCCUAAGCUCAACCUCAAUGCAGUGAGAAUUCUUGGAUCAAUCAUAAAAUCUACAGAUACAUCUAUUUCCUAUAAUUUCAUUCAUGGAUGCAUCCCUCAAAUAAUUGAUAAAGUUGAAAGUCAAGUAUCCAUAAAUUCAGAUUUGGAAUUCAAUUUCUGCAUUGAAGUAUUCAAUUUGCUGGAAACAUUGGUUGGCAUGGCACCGGAGCAUUCACGUACCAAUGCAAUGCUACUUCUAAUUUCCUGCCUUACACAAGUUCUUAUAGAUGAAUCAAAACAGAUAAAAUCAACAAAAUUUUCUCAUCAACUUCAUCAGCAUUCACUGGAACGGUUGAAAAAGAUAGGACCUUUGUAUCCCUUGGCAUUUAAGGGUGCAAUUGAGAAAUCACCAGAAAUAAGGACUAAGCUGGAAGCGGCUUUGAAGGCUGACAAAGAAAAAGUUAAAAGACAGCAAGAUUUGAAAUCCUCUUCUUCCUUAUCCUCACAACCAAAAAUUCAACUAAAGAUGAAUUUCAGUAAUUUUAAGUAAAGAUAUUUAUGUGAAUAUUAAGCAUCAUUUAAAUGUAUAGUAGAUCAUUGCUAAUUUCAACUCGUCCAAAAGGUGAAAUGAAUAAUGCAAAAUUACAUUGUGCAUAGGAAAGUGACAGAAUAGCAUGGGCUAACUUAUGUUUGGGGUUUGGACUCCAAAUUCUUUCUUGAAAAAGACCAAAGAAAACAUUUUAUUUACUAAGAGGCCUGUUUUAUUCAGUACUUGUUUUAAAGAGAACCAACAGGCUUAUAUCUUGGUAAUCUUAAAAUAGUUAAGAUAUUUAAUUCACUUUUGCAAAUAAAUGGAGCUGUAAAUAAUUGUACGAAAUGUCUUAUAACAGAAUAGUUCCAUUAUGAUUUGUUGCCUGUUUAUAAACAUGGAUUUAUCGAUUUUUAUUUUGUUGAUGCUCCUAUCAUUCGUUAAACUAUUUUCAGUAUCAUCAUUUUGGGAUAAUUUAAACAUUAAUAUCUAUUCUUGUAACUCUCUAGAUGAGAUAUACAAAUUCAUUUAAACUCCACAAAAGAAAAACAAUUGAAAAAAGCUUUGGAGGAGCUCCUUUCUUUUAUCUUUUUCCUGUUGAUGUGACAAUAUACUGGGUACAUUUUGAAAAGGUUAUUUUCUUUUUAUUUCUUUUUUAUUUCUUUCAAUGGAUUCUUUUUAUCCACAAGAUGGCCAUCGUAAAUUUUCCAUUUCACUUGUAUUGCCACCACAAAAUAUAACCACCCGUCAUUUCCUUUGCACUGGUUGUGAUGUACUAAGGAUGCUUGUUAAAAGGUAUGUAUUUUUGUACUGAAAAGGUCCUGUUCAGCAUGUUAUGUUUCAAAUAUUUGAAAAUGUAUGAUCAUCUGUAUAUUUGGUGGUUAUGGUACAUUUGGCUAAACAUUUGUGCCCCUUUUUAUCAUCAAUUUGAAAUAAAAUUUUCAAGUUAUCAUGUAGCAGACAUACGAAAGCCUGAUAGAAUUUUGAUUAAAGAGUGCUAAUAAUGGUAAAUGUUCAAUUAUGAGCAUGGGUACAAUAAAUUUAGAUACAAAAGCUUUCUGUAUGACAAUUUGCAUUUCAGAUUUCACUGAUGUUUUAAUUUUUACUAAGUUUCAAUUGAAUUUUUGUUAUACUUGAGUUCAUAGUACUUUCCUUUUUAGUUCUACUAAACAAUGAUUUUUCUAGUGGCUGUCUGUAUUUUUGAAUUGUCUUGCAAUGCUUACACUAACACACAAACACUGGUGAGCUUCACUCCGUCCUGCCAAAAGGGGCAACUAGGGUGCCAACAUCAACCUUGAAGAUAUCCUCAACAAUUGCCCAAAGCACACUUGGUGUCUUGGCCAUACUGAUAACUAAACUCAAACAAUUUUUGGUUGGUCAUUGUCACUUCCUUUUGAAUUUGAGUAUUUUGUUAGAAGUUCAACUGUCUUGUCAAUUUCCUUCCUUUGUUUCCAGUUUAAAUAUCUACAUAACUGCCUGUAGAAAGAAAAAAACAGAUAUCUAAAGCAAAUAUAUAUAGUUACAUUAUGUUAAAAAAACAGGAUAUAUGAUCAACUGAAAAAGUAUUGAAGGUACACCCACAAGAUUGUUCUUUUUAUCAGAACUCUAUUUCUGAAAAGGAGGUAAAAGUAAAGAACGCUUGACAAUUGAGAGAAGAUGUAAUUUAUGUAAUUGUUGGUCAUACCAGCUGCCAAUUGAAACUAAAGCAAAUGAAGCUACAGCGUAAUCACAUGACCGUCUGAUGUGCUCUGCAAAUAAUGAAAUGGUUUCCUAAGUAUAAAAUGAUUAAUAAAUACACCUUGAGAAAUACUACACUCUACCAAUAUGUUUCACCAUAUCAGUGCCUUUUUGGUGGUUGUUCUGGUUGAUAGAAAAUACAUCAUGGCUAUACAUAGAUAUAUAAAAAAGUACUAAUUUAUCUAAUAAAAGGAUUGGACAUAACAUCAUUAAUCCUAAUCGUUAAUGUCUUAUGGUUGGUUAGCAUGGUGUUCAAAAAUUGUUUCUGAAAUACAGUUAGAACACUUACAAUAUGGCAUAUUUCUGUACUUGUCUGGUAAAUAAUACCUCUUAAAAUGUAUUUAAGAUUUUCUUCAAUGUAUUUUUAAGCAGUACGAAAGUUGAUGCGGGAUCACAUCAAUAGAUCAGGUCAAUAAUUUCAUGCAUGAUCCAGUUAGGAUCAUCUUGUAUAGAGUGGCAGAAUUUGCCUAGAUCAUUUUAAUUUUAAUUAAAGUAAAUAAAACAAAUUGUUUUUGGCAAAGCCCCUAUUGGUAAAGGAACAUCAUGCUUCUAAGAAAAGUGUCACAGGUGUGUCUUAUUCAGAAAAAAAGAAUGUUAAUGCAAGCUCUAAAAAAUUGAAAUUAUUUACUUGAAUACAUAUAUUUUGAUGUCCCAACUGUCAUUCCUCCAACCAAUCCAUAAAGUAACGAAUUUCUAGCACAUGGUGUAUUCUCUAUGAAAUCUUUCAGAUAAGCAAUCUUGAAAAAGAGCAGAAAAGGACCUCACAAGAACAUCAGUGAUUGUGCAUGCUUUCCAGUGGAGAUGAAAUUAAUUAGAAUACACCAGUAAUAAUUGAAGAAGUAAUUUUCAUAUUUGAUUCUCUUUUGACAGGUGUUCCAAUUCACAAUCAUUCAUUUUUGCCAACUUAAUUUCACAUAAACUGACAGGUCACAUAAUCUUGAUUUUUCUGUUCAUUUUCUAGCCCAAGCCACAUUCCCAUCUAAAGGCUUCAACUAGUACCAGUGUUGAGAGUGGAUCCAUGUAUUCUUAGGCGGAGAACUGCUUAGAAAAUCACUUGGCCACAUUAAGAAUUUUGGAAUCCUCUUGGUUCUCCGAAUGGCUGCAGUCUGAUGAUGUAAAGUUUUCCUUACAUUCGUGUAGUCUUAAAACAUCGUUUGAUUUCUUUAAAUGUAUAUUUCAAAACAAGAUUGGGUCUAUCAAUAUCUGCCAGAUGUGCUAAAUCAUUGAAUCUGAGUAAGUUCACCAUGAACAUCAUGAAAACCUGAGUUAGUUUUUAAUCAUGUAACUUUGUAACUGCUGUUGCGGUGACAGUUUUUUGCUACUUGAAUUGCAAUUACGAAAAUAAGACAUACAAGGUCUCGAUCUCUACUGAAUAUACUCACAAUAGUUUAACAAGGCUUUUUACAGGAGAAGAGAACAAUUAUUACCUGAUCUCGACAGCUUGACCCAACGUAGUUAAGCCAUUACAAUGAUUUUUUCACAGACAUCUACUAGGACAGAGCAAGGCUCGCUUCUUUAUUCAAACAUUUACUUCCAGAAAGUUAUCUUGGUUAUUAAUAUGUUUAUUAGAGCUAGUUCUCGUAAAUAAUGGAUUUGAGAUUAUUCUGUAAUGAGUCUGUCCUGUUUUUGUAUUCCGGCUGUCGUUGAUUUCUAGAUAUUUUUUACAUGUUAUUUGAAUCUAUCGUAGAAAUUGAAAUGCAAGUAUCCAGAUAGAACUUAUUUACUGUGUUCUGACUUGUGUUAUGUAAGUAAAUUACCAGGGAUCUAUUUCUUAACAAGAGAAGCAAGAAGAGGCUCUUGAGAUAUUCAAGACUGCUGACGUCAAAGGAAAGCAUACUCUCUACGUAACUGUCGCUUUUAAGAGGGCGCUGACAAGUGUUUUCAAAAACUUGAAAGUUUCACAAUAUCAGUUCAGGACAAAGAAAGGAAUGAAGACAAAUUCUACCUGUUUUGGAUGUAGUAAAAGAAAGUUAAAUGCGAGUGAAUUCAGUGAUAUUGGACAACUGCUGUUGGUUUGGCCGGCUUCUGCUGCAACUGAAAUGAAAAAAACAUUGGCGUAAGAUAACGGCUUCAGGAGAGGACCCUCGUCACGAAAUCCUUCAUCUGAAGAAAAAUGCUCAUCUUUUUUGGAAUAGUUGUACUAUACCAUGUGAGCAUAGCUCGAAGCUUUCUAAUAUAUCUUUUUACCUUGUCUUCGUUGUACGUUGAGGAAUUAUUAACCGAUUUUUUCAUUUGAAGGUCAAAUUUGUUUAGUUGAUAUCAUUUUUUAGCUAAAUAUACUCUUUUUAGCGAAAAUGAUGACCAUAUUUGGAUGAUAUUGCUAAGAAAGUUGAUAGAGUGUAAGGACAUUUGGAUAUUUCUUGAACUGACGAAACAAACAUCUCAAAAGAAUACCUUUGAGCUGGAGGAUUCAUUAGAUGUUGCCACCCACAUUCGUUUGUUGAAGGAAAUUAAAGCAGCAGCUCGAGGACUGGUUCAGUUGGAGCAAAUAUUCACGUUAUUUCGAAGCUGAUAGCAAAAGUCAACGCUGUGCUAGAAGGCCAGAAUCAAUUGGGGGAAAUGUUCACGAAAUAUACCACUAAAAUAUCAUAGGAAGAUGACCAGAAGAAGGAAGAAUCUAAAUUGAUCUUAAAGUACUCUUUGACGAAAGCCUCUGACUUGGCCUGUAAGUCGAUUAUGCAUGCUUAGACCGAAAGUUGCUUAGAAAGUUCAUUUGGUCACAUUCAAAAUUCAGAAGCUGCUUGGUUUUUCGAAUGGCUGCAGUCUGAUGACGCAGUAGACAUUUUUCGAAGAUAAUGGUGAUGACCAUCCUUGAGCACUUGAGGAGCGAACCGAUAGAGUACAAGAACAUUUAAGGAUUUCUUGAUCUGAUGGGGCAGUCAUCUCAAAAGACUGCUUUUGGAAUCAAGGUAAAGAUAUUGUAUGACUAUUUUUGUAAAUAUAAUCUUUAUCAUCAUUAUUUCUACAACGGAAUCCCAGUGUCCAAUUUUGAAGCAGUUAAUUUUCGGUAGAAUAUCAGUGUCCAAUUUUGAAGCAGUUAAUUUUCGUCAUUGUAGACUAUCCUCCACAGUGGCCCAUUUUGACAGAAGUUCUUCUACAGUGAGCCAAUUUGACAAAUGCUCUUUUCCAAAGGUCUGUUUUGAAGAACAUUCUUCUCUAGACCCCCGUGUUGACGAACGAUCUUCGCCAUAAGCCCAUUUGAUGGACGUUCUUCUCCCGAGACCUAGUUCUUUUAGUGUUACGGUAUUUUAUAUAAUAAUAAAUACUUUGACAAGAUUUACACUUCAACGAGACUGCUGUUUUUAAUGUGUCUUCUGUACCCUAUGCAGUUAAAUUUACAGUUAAAAAUUAAUCUCAUAAAAGUAAUUAUCUAAAACACAUAAAAAGCGUAUUAGUCUUAUCUUUUAAUCUAUAUUAAUAGUUCCGGAUAAAAUUGCCGAAUAAAUGAUCGUUUCUUGAUCACAUCUUAGUUACAAGAUACACUGCUUGCCUAUGGAUUUAUAGUUGGGGCUUUGAAGAUGGAUUUGAUGGCUCGCUGAAAACAUUUAUUGUUUUAAUUCUUUAGAUAUCUAUAUAUUAAUUUAUCUUACGAGAUUUCCCCUGAUUUUACUAAGUUGUCGUUUUUUACAAAGAGCCCCACCUUUUGCUAAACUGUCGGUUUAAACACAGUUUUUGGCACUCUUUCGGUAAAUUUUGUCAUUUAUCGGCAAAUUUGCUUGUUUUGUGAGAUUUUGCCUCCCCCCACCCCUCUGAAAAAUUAGUUCCCCCCUCUGAUGAAAGGUACUCUAAGAUCUAGAGGCGGAACCUAAUUAAAAUUUUGUAGAUUAUAUCUUGAGUAAACCAAAAGACGAAAUUUUGUUUAGUAACAUUUUUAGACUGCUGUUACUAAAAAAGGGAUAGUACUUCAGGGACUGAACUUCAAAGCAAACAGGUCUGCAAAAAGCUUUAUUGAUUACAGCUGUCGCUAUCAAUUUUUUUAAAAUGUUAAAGUUCGUUCCAGAAAUAACAUGUAACCUAAAUGUCUAGAUUAUUAAACAGAGCAAAAUUUAUGCGCACGGACUUCGGUUUUAUUUAAGACCGUUGUUCUUUGAGCACGAUUUGAACGGACAGUUGUUCAAGGCUUAGGCCUGUAGCCCAGAUCUUUUUUGAAGGGCUCGCUAGCUUUUCGAAAUUUGGCUUGUUUUAGGGAAGCAAUGAUUCUAAGCAUUCUGAAAGUGUUUUCAAACUUUUCUUUCAAAGAUAUUAAUCUUUUUGCUGCACACAAAGGAUUACGAAACAUUGAGAAUCGACUCUCCUUCAAUUGAACACAGUUUUGUGAUUUGAAUAAUUUUCGUAUACUUCUCCGUAUUCUUUUUUAAUGUCAUGCUAAUUUUAAUAUCCCAUUGCUUAACAGAAACCUAGAAUGUCCUUGUAUUGACGAACGUAUUAGCAAAAAGUCAGAUAUAUAAUAAAAUUUGUGUUUUGCCAUCAUCUAAAACCUGGGUUUCCACUUGGUAUUAAUUUAGCCUCCAUAGAGAUCUCGGUUAGAAUCAUUUUUGGAAUAGACUUUGAGUUAAUUGUGAAUUGCCACAGGACUGUAAUGAAAUUUAAUGCCCUCUGUGGUAUUGUUCACGAACUGUAGUUUCGUAGUUAUGUAUUUUAAAUUUCAGUUGGUAUAAAAAAUUGAUCAUUUGUAGUUUUAUCAGAUUGAGGAAGCAAUGGAAGACUUCUUUUACAUCCUUGAUGAGAAACGCCCAAAUGGGACACACUCUUUGGCUACGUCUACCUCCUUACGAAACGAUGGCACAGCAAAAACAAAGGUUGCAAAGUUGGAUAUUCAAAGAAUUCUACAGGGUUUAGCAAACCUUAUGGCCUAGCUUGAAACAAAUGAUGUAAAGCAUGAUAAAGUGAUUCUUUAUUCUUGUCAGUGCAGAUAUAAAAACAAUUGAUGGACUCCUAAGGGAUUUCUUGGCACAACACUGAUAAAUCAGGGCUUGGGCAACUAUAAGAAAACGUGGGUCCAGGGAAUAUAAUCAUGCAACGUCCUUAGACAAUUCCCAAAUGUGGAAUUUUUGUACACCCGUUCUUUGGACCCCACAAACAAAGCCUGAAAAAUCAAGAAAUCUUAUAGUUCCACAUCACCUAAUAUAUACAGUUCAUCUGAAAAUCACAUUUAGAACAUUGGCUAAUCUACGCGAAAUCUUCAGGAAACACCUCUAGUAAAUAACCUUUAGUGAGGCUUCUGUCUUUGAAAAUGCGCAACAGCUCUUGGGCAUUGAGCAGCUGUGAAGGAGAUCAUCAUUGGCGGGUAAUUUGAAUGAAUUUUGGCGGAAAUGGCUGGUGAAUGCACAGGAGACUUUUGUUUCUGAAUAUGGCGGGAAUUUAGUCCAAAUUUGCAUAUGCCUAUAAAUACCUGGUUUCUUUGCUAUUCAAUUAGUUGGCACAAAAGAGUAGAGAUGAGGUGCUGGUGCAAAACACUCAUGUCUUCAUCUUGGCCUACAACGGCAUGUAAACCUAGGAUAAUGGAGCGAGCACAAAACAUCGACAAAUGAAGUUAAAAGGGCUGCUUGGCUGCGACGUCAAGUAUGGCUGUUGAAAAGUACAGAUGACUCUUUGGUGUCAGUUAAAGGUGAAAGAAAAGCUAAUUGGCCCUCAGUGUAACCAUUGGCAACAAAUCUGCAAGUUCAACAUGUCAAGUGUGGUGAAUUCUUGUGAGCUAGAGAACAGUAAGCUCAACAUGUCAAGUGUGGUGAAUUCUUGUGAGCUAGAGAACAGUAAGCAGAAGACAAGAAACUGGUGUCAAUUAAAGGUCAAAUAGAAGCUAAUUGGUAUGCUUUCUUUGAUAAUUAUUUGCAGUUUAAAUUAGACAUCAAAUUUAGAGAUUUUUAAUAUCUUUCAAUAGAAUUUGUGUUCAUGCUAUUUAAAAGUUAAAGGAAGUCUGUCCCUUCAAUGAUUGGCUAAUAUGAACAAUAGAUCUUCCCGGAUAAUGGAUUACGAUGCUUGCUUUGGCUGGCCUAGCUGCGGUAGUUGACGACACAUGAAACUGUGAGCUAAAAGCUAUCGGUAGUGGCAAGAAGAUUUAAUCACUGGAAUUAAAUGAUGAUAAUGGAAGCAAUUCCCUUUUGUUAUUGACACAUUUGUUGCAGAAACCAAACAGGGAGCCAUAUUUUACUAGCCACAGCUUCACUACAAUGGGAACACAGCCAUUUGAUUCAAAAGCUCUGGAAUCAAAGUUGUCUCUGAUUGGUUUAAAUCUAUUAAUUAUCGAUAAAGCUCAAUGUUGCAUGAAUUUCACUCCCAUGAAAAUAAAGUUGAGCACAAUAGGGGACAGACUGCCUUUAAGUUGCAAAUAAAGACAAAUCUUUCAAAAUUUUCUAGCUAAUUUGCAUUCUGCGACCAUAUUUUAGGCAAUUUAUUUGCAUUUUGUUUUGUUCUGUUUUUUAUUUUCAAUGUUAUCCAUUUUUCAUUAUUUUAUACUUCAUAAUUGUACUUCAUUUUAUAUUUCAUUUAUAUUUAAUUUCUAUAAAUUAAAAAUGAUAUGUUUGAAGAAUACUCUAUAUGCCUUUUCAUUUGUUGUCAUUUACAUCAUUUUUCAAAUUGAUGAUUUUUUCAAAUAGACUAUUUUAGUUCAGUUUAAAAUUUAACAAAGUUUUGGACAAAAAUGAGCUCUUUUCUUUGGUUCAUAUUCAAAUUUUAAACACCAAUGACCUCUUUUUGAUCCUUAAAAUUUGGAGUCUGGAUAUCGCAAAGUCCUGCUAUGUCAAACAAUUUUUUCAUUUUCCUUUGCAAGGAAGCGGUAAUAGCAAGAUAGCGGGACUCAACGACUGUUGUAUAGAUCCAUUCUUGAGACAAUCCUUCUUCAAGCAAGAAACACUGCUACUCCAGAAUUUGAUGUUUAUUUUGAAAGAUCUUUAAUUGAAUUAGAGCAAGGAUAUGUUUAUUUUUGAUGCUGCACUGCAAAUUUUUAUCCUGGUGAUGAAUAUAAUUAGAAAUGCACAUUUUUUGUGCCAGGUCUCUGCAGAUUUUUUGAGUCUGGAAAUAACUUUCUUUCCUUUGUUUUUUGUUUCAAGAUCAUUAUGUCAAGUUUCGAGCAAGAUGUUACUAAGGGCUAGAAUUUAAGAUGUCUUGGAAUUUAAUGAACAAGGUGCCACCAAGGGUAAACUGCUUGAUGUCAAUAAACAAUCUACUGUUUGUGAAAAACACCGGCAAGAAGUGCAAAGAAUAACAUGCUGCUUGUCUAGAAACAAUCAACUGUUGUUUGUGAAAGUCACCAGCAAAGGAUACAAAGAUUUUGGCGAAAAGAAGAGCAAAUACGACGAAGAAGCAACCCAGUCAAUCAAACGAAGAUGAUGCCAAAUGUUUUCUGCAUAUUUCAUUAAGACUUAACAGCCUUUUGGCUGUAGUCAUUUAGAAACUAGAAAUUCAUCAUCAUGAACCGUGGUCCACAUGUAGAAAAGCAAAGAAUCGUUAAUCGGACGGAAACCUCUCAAAUCGCUAGCCAGUUUCAGAAAACAUGUCCAGUGUACAGAAACAGGCUUUAAGAUUUGGAAGAAAGAGCAGAAAUUUGAAGAAGCAGAAAGACACUUUGGUUCCACUGCCGUUUUACAAAGAAAAAGGAGCAGCAAAAGCGAAACACCACUACAUCAAGACUAUUAAGCUAUUUUCCAGACCACUGCCGUUUUGCAAAGAAAAAGGAGCAGCAAAAGCGAAACACCACUACAUAAAGACUAUUAAGCGAUUUUCCAGACCACUGCCGUUUUGCAAAGAAAAAGGAGCAGCAAAAGCGAAACACCACUACAUCCAGACCACUAAGCGAUUUUUCCAGACCACUACAUCCAGACCAGCCAGACCACUACAUCCAGAUCAGGAACAAGAGCCACUAACAGCAUUUCAGGCACAUGUAAUUUGCGUAAAGUUGGAUAUCUCAUAUAAUAUCUCCCUAAGAUAGGGACACCUCAUAAUUAUACUUAGAUUAUUCAGAUUAUUCAGAUUAGAUUAUUCAGGUUCUUCAAAAGAGCUGUUCACUGAGCCCAAUUAUAUAUUUUAUUGCUGUUAUCAAUAAAUUGUUUUGACUCAACACGCAAA
Rhopilema esculentum is the source of this 16029-nucleotide messenger RNA. The record is from RefSeq and is a predicted model, not a curated record. NCBI's taxonomy places the organism in Eukaryota, Metazoa, Cnidaria, Scyphozoa, Rhizostomeae, Rhizostomatidae.